Molecule: messenger RNA, 1937 nt
Organism: Symbiodinium pilosum
Lineage: Eukaryota; Dinophyceae; Suessiales; Symbiodiniaceae
Source: the annotation of a GenBank genome assembly
AUGGAAAACCGCGACUUCAAUUUCGUGAUACCUGCUGGUACCCUGGACAAAGUCGUGGUCAGUUCCUCAGCAGUGGAUGAGACCAGGACGCUGAAGCAGCAGCUGAAUGACUGGCUCAAGACAGUGCUCGAAAAGAUGGAUGGUGUGGCCCAAGCGGCCCAGUCUGAGGUAAAGCGCGCUUGCACGGACCUGUUGCAGAAGCAGGAGCACGCUUUUAGCGAGGUCAACCAUUUGAAGAUCGAGGUUUUGGGCACUGUUGCUUCACGUGCAACUGACCAUGAAAACGAGAUUCGGGAAGUCAGACAGGCUAUGGACAGCCUUGCUAGCAAGACUGAAAUGCGAGCUGGAAUGAAGAACAUCACCGACAAGAUCGCAGAGAUCAUGGCGACGCUUGCCCAGCAGGCAGACUUGCUACUGGAAUGGCAGCAGCCAUUGACCAGCGCACUGGAUCGGAACCAGGCCGAUCUUACAUCACAACUGGCUUGUUUGUAUUCCACUCAGAUGCAGCAUUUCCAGAAGCUGUCAUUGCAGCUGGACCGGCAAACUGAAAAGGCCGAUGCAUUAGAGAUCCAGACGGGAAGAAACCACCAGGAGUUGAAACUAGAGCUGGAGAAACACGCGCACUUGCUCUCACAGCUCAAAGAACAGUGCAACCAAGUCGAGCUCGAACAGCACAGGCAGCUGGAUACCAUGCUGGGCAGAUUUGAGGAUCAACAUGUGCAACUGUUGACCCAACUAACAGCACAGGCGGAGUGCUUGUCCACCGAACAGAAGCAGCUCAGCUCGGAUUCUCAUGAGCAGCUGACACAACGGUGCGACCAGAUCAUGUUUCACUUGGACCCCUUGAAAGAUCUCACAAAGCACUACGACAGAUUGCUGAGGGAACAGCGGCAGCAGUUCACCCCGGUGUUGGAGACACUUCACCAUCAGAACCAGGAGCUGCUGACUCAGCUGUCAACAGGCUUGGAUAGCCUAUCCGCAAGCCACCAACAGCUCAGUACAGAUUCCCUCACACAGGUGCAGCAAGUCCGUGACCAUUUGCUGCAUGAGCAACAUCAGCAGUUUGAUAACGUGAUUCAGCUCGCCCAGCACUGCGACCAAAUGCUGAGAGAACAGCAGCAACAGUUAGACCAGUUGGGCCCCCUUGCGACAGUGACACAACAUUGCGACCAAGCGCUUGAAGAGCAAAAGCAACAGCUCGACCAGCUUCUGAGCACUGUGCAGGAGCAGCACCAGGAGCUGCCCUCUCAGGUGGCAUCACAAGUUGAGAGCCAGUUCCAAAGUUUGUCGUCGGAGUGCAAGCAGCUCAACACUGACUCGGUUGCUGAUCUCAAGCAAAACUACGACCUGCUCUUGCAACAACUGGAUUCCACCUUCGGCACACGGCACAAUGAGAAUCAAGAGCUGCUGUCUCACCUGACGGUGCAGUUGGAUAAUUUGUUCGCAGAACACAAGCAGCUCAACAUCGACUCACUCGAUCAGCUUAGGCAGCAAUACGAACAACUGCGAGAGCAGCAACAACAGCAGCAACAGCAUCUGGAUCCCCUCUUGAGCACAAUACAAGAUCAGCGCCAAGAGCUAGUGAAACAGCUGGAAUCGCUUUUCGACGAGCAGCUGGAUUGCCUUGCCGAAGAACAAAAGCAAUUGAGCACCGAUUCGCAGAGGAAGCUCACAAAGCAGUGGGACCAACUGCUGAAGGAACAAGGGCAACAACUAGAUCGUUUGUUCAGCAAGCCGCAGGACCGACAUCAAGAGCUUUUGACACAGCUAAAGACCUCUGUGGAGCGUCUGUCAAAGGAACAGGCGCAGCUGAGAACUGACAUGCUCACGCAGCCGCUGCAGCGGCCACAGCGCGAGCCCGUGCUGAAUUCGUUUCAAGAUCAACUUGCCGGAACUUCUGGGCAAGGGCAGGCCACGACCCGACCAAUGGGCGCCGA